This is a messenger RNA of Cygnus olor (mute swan), 1182 nucleotides long. It is a transcript of the gene MTRFR, whose product is annotated as mitochondrial translation release factor in rescue. Bases 333 to 821 code for a protein of 162 amino acids. Lineage: Eukaryota; Metazoa; Chordata; Aves; Anseriformes; Anatidae. Gene Ontology annotation, molecular function: translation release factor activity. The transcript is spliced from 5 exons. The record is from RefSeq and is a predicted model, not a curated record. Gene Ontology annotation, cellular component: mitochondrion. Gene Ontology annotation, biological process: translational termination.
CCGUGGUGCGGCGCCGCUGAGGCCCCGGUUCCCGAGCGGAGCCUCCUCAGGGGUCCUGCCGCCGCUGGCGCCGUUCUUGUGGGCCCACAGCGAGCCGCUGCUGCCGGGCAGCGCCCCCGGUAACCGGGCUGCUGGGCAGGGGCUCGCUCAGAGCGAGAUCCAUUUCAACAACACAAAAAUAAUCCUGACUAUUUUAGGAAACCUAAUUGCAAUCAGAACUGAAAUCCCAUGUGGAAUGGUAAAUGUUUCAAGGCAAAUAUCUAUGAAACCAGUUCAAAAAGCCUUGAAAAUAAAUCUGUUUCUUUCCAGAGAAACUCUAUCUUCAUUUCUGUAUGAAUGUUCCAAGUUUAUUGCAUUUUACAUUCUUACUGAGAGAAGCACGUACAGCAUCUUGGAGGCCAUGGAUUUUGAGGAAGCAGCAGUUUUCCCUGCUCAGAAUGCCCUUGUUUCAGGCAGCAGGAAAGAAGAACUCUCUCAAUCUCCUUGGACUAACUGAGGCAGAAUUAGAAGAACAGUUUGUAAGAGGUGAUGGCCCAGGAGGUCAAGCCACUAACAAGACAAGCAACUGUGUUGUCUUGAAGCAUAUUCCAUCUGGGAUUGUAGUGAAGUGUCAUCAAACAAGAUCAGUGGAGCAGAACCGAAAGAUAGCCAGAAAAAUCCUCCAGGAAAAAGUUGACCUCUUCUACAAAGGUGAAGAUAGCGAUGUUUUUAAAGAGAAGAAAGCAUCAGAGAAGAAGAAGCAAGAGAAAAAAAGAAGAGCAAAGGCAAACCUAGAGAGGAAAAAGCAGUUUAAAGAGAUGCUACAAUUGGAUAGCAAAUAAACGUGGAGAACCAACUGGCUCUAGUAGGAACCCUCACAGGCUGCCACUGCGUUCUGCCUUUCAACAAUGAAGGGAGAGAGCUUCAAGAACCAAAGCUGUUAUACGUAUUUUGAAAGCAAGGUACACUACUAGCAGCUGUACCACCCGCUUAGAGACAUCGAGCGCAUCAAGGGAAACUCCCCAGCAAUCCGCAGGCCCGUUCCCUUGUCCUGAAUUUGAGCCUCCUGCAUGAAGGUUAAGUCUUUGCUUCUCGUACAUUGAGUAUGGAUCUGAUUAAAGUGACUGUAGAUACUUUUAGUACAAAUUGUUAAUGAAAAUAAGCUUUAUUACAUCAAGUAAUAAAUACAUACAAAGAUGCAAA